UCCCAUUUUUAUUAAUUCUCUGCACUCCCUCCAAGACAGAAAAUUUCGACUUCUGCACAUGGGUUUUGCUGUUGCGGCAAUGAAGAUGGUUCAUCGUGGUUAUAUUGUUGUCCUUUUGGUUGAACUGCUUGUUUUCUGUUCUUUCAUGGCUUCCUCCGCCACAAGCUCGAAUGACAUGUCUACUGCCAUUCUCAUAAGGGUUGACCAGUCUGGAAAUGGAGAUUAUGGCAAGAUUCAAGACGCCAUUGAUGCUGUUCCAUCUAAUAACUCACAGCUUUAUUUCAUCUUGGUCAAGCCAGGAACAUACAGAGAAAAGAUUGUUGUGCCUGCUGACAAGCCCUUCAUAACAUUGAGUGGCACACAGGCCUCUACUACCAUAAUAACAUGGGGUGAUGGAGGGGAGAUAUUUGAGUCUCCAACACUCUCCAUAUUGGCUUCUGAUUUUGUUGGAAGAUAUCUCACAAUUCAGAAUACAUUUGGGACAAGCAGCAAAGCUGUUGCAGUAAGGGUAUCGGGCGACAGAGCUGCAUUCUACAACUGCAGGAUCCUGUCUUAUCAGGACACUCUCCUGGAUGAUGCUGGAAGACAUUACUACAGAAACUGCUACAUUGAAGGAGCCACUGAUUUCAUCUGUGGAAGUGCUGCUUCUCUCUUUGAAAAGUGUCACCUGCAUUCACUCUCUGAAGGAAAUGGAGCCAUCACUGCCCAACAAAGAGGGUCUACUUCAGAGAACAAUGGCUUUACCUUCUUGGGCUGCAAGAUCACAGGCGUUGGAACUCCUUACCUUGGAAGGCCAUGGGGUCCUUACUCUAGGGUGGUGUUUGUUCUAUCCUUCAUGUCCAGUGUGGUACAGCCACAGGGAUGGGAUGACUGGGGAGACUCCAACAAGCAAAGCACAGUAUACUAUGGCGAAUACAAGUGUUAUGGUCCUGGUGCCAAUAGAACGGAAAGAGUUGAAUGGUCGCGGAGCCUAUCAAGCGAUGAAGCCGUACCCUUCCUGACGAAGGAGAUGAUAGGAGGGCAGGGCUGGCUUAGACCUGCACCAACCUACUUCAUGAGAGGCUCUAGUGUUAUCACCAUGAAUACUGAUGGAAAAAACUAG
Molecule: messenger RNA, 1102 nt
Organism: Vitis vinifera (wine grape)
Lineage: Eukaryota; Viridiplantae; Streptophyta; Magnoliopsida; Vitales; Vitaceae
Product: putative pectinesterase 11
Exons: 5
Coding region: 59-1102 (347 amino acids)
Biological process (GO): cell wall modification
Molecular function (GO): pectinesterase activity
Source: RefSeq, a predicted model, not a curated record